Molecule: messenger RNA, 2640 nt
Organism: Kwoniella shivajii
Lineage: Eukaryota; Fungi; Basidiomycota; Tremellomycetes; Tremellales; Cryptococcaceae
Exons: 10
Coding region: 1-2640 (879 amino acids)
Biological process (GO): DNA-templated transcription; positive regulation of transcription by RNA polymerase II
Molecular function (GO): zinc ion binding; DNA-binding transcription factor activity, RNA polymerase II-specific; sequence-specific DNA binding
Source: RefSeq, a predicted model, not a curated record
AUGGAAGCUACGUCUCGAGCAACAUCUUCUAUGGCUGGACGGCGAAGACCUAGACCACAUAGUUAUACAACGCAGGCAUGCGAACGUUGUAGGAAUCGUAAGCAGAGGUGUGUGAUAGGUGAGAAGGAUGGCAAAACUUGUAGGAAUUGCAUAGAAAGUAGAUCAGAAUGUACGUUUAGCAGAGCAUAUGAGAAUGCGGCAAAGCGGAGUAGAGGAGAAUCUCACGUAUCCGUCAACACGAUCGGGGAAGACUCGUCAGACAUACCAGAGUAUCUGGGCUCUGGAUUAUCAAAUGUACCCAGUAGAUCAGUAACGAAACCGAUGUCAGCUCCACUUGUUGCAGAUACCCAAUCUCAACAUAUCCCAUUAUCUCCCCAUUUUGCAUCCACCCAUGUACAUUCAGGUAACCUGAAUUUCGAUCGAAACCCUUCUUCGACAGCGAAUCAUCCUACUUCCACAUUCACAGAUUCAUUCCCACCUGGCCUUGACCUGCAGAAUUGGAUGUUAUCCUUAGACGAUCAGAGCCGACCUGGCUUGCAAUCACCACCACAAGGAUCACAAAUACAGCAACAUGCUCAAACACAAUAUCUUCAGUCCCUUCCUUCUUAUCCCAGGGGGAGCCCUCCCUUGGGUGAGCCUUCACUGCUUCCUCAGUCUCGACCACCUCAUUUAGUUCAGCCUUACUCUGUUGUAGAUCUACAAGCACCGCAGAUGCCCUCUGCGGACGCAGACUCGACGGCCCAAAACAUACAACCAUCAUCUUUUUCGUCUUUUGAUCAUACCCAAUCCCUACCAGCCGCCGCCACAGAUACUUUUACCCAUCCUCCUCCUCCAGCUGUUCGACCUGGAUUGCCAAGUCGACUACCCACAUCCCCAGGUAGCGAGCUGCACAGUGAAGAAUCUCUGGAAGAUGCAGCUAAGGGAUUAGCUAUGAUAUCUUUAGAAGCUGCUGCUGAACCGCACUAUGUCGGAGAGUCCUCUGGAUCUCUCUGGAGAAGCGUAAUUGCCGGAGGAAUGCAUUCUCAGACACAACAGCUUGAUGGAUUAAGAAGGGGGAUACACUCAACCCAUCGACAGGUGUCUUCAGCUUCGGCUCAACAUCAACAAGGUGAACCAUCCAUCGCCGUCAUACGACAAAUUGUUCAGCGACCUAUACCCAUCGACACGGCAAAUUCACUUCUAGAGACGGUGUUCAGACAUCUUCAUCCUCGUUACCCUUUCAUGGAUUGGGUAACCUUCGAGCACCAAUGGGAAAGAAGGGAUGAGAUCUUAUCUGAGGUAGGACAAGGAGUCUUUUUGGACAGAGCAUCUUCUACGGCAGCCUUCUUUAUCCUGAUGAUACUUGCCGUUGGGGCUCAAUUGUGUAAAGAACGUCCAAUAUCUGGCUUGCUCCGACCUGAAGAUUACUACAACUUAGCAGCACCUUAUCUGAGUGUUAUCGUUACUUUGCAUAACCUUCCCAAUAUACAAGGCUUGCUUCUCCUGGCGGUCUACUCUUUACGUGACAGCAAAGGUCCAUCUGUAUGGUACCUAUCCGGCGUCACACUGAGACUAUGCGUUGGUAUGGGUUUGCAUCGGAACGCUGCUGGUUGGGCAGUGCGGUCAAUGACGAAGUAUGAGAUUGAAAUGCGAAAGCGAGUAUUUUGGUCUUGUACUAGCUAUACUCUUGACCGUAUGAUGUCAUUGUUAUUGGGGCGGCCACCUGGUAUUUCCGAUGAUGAUUUCGACGUCGACCUUCCUGAACUAUGUGAUCCUAUCGAAAAGCCAAAACUGGAAAUACUGCAACUUGGCUCCAUGGCAUCAGCGAUCCACCACAUCAAAUUAAAACGAAUCGAGAGUCGUAUUCAACGGUCCAUAUAUAGUAUAAAUCGUAAAGGUCAAGCUACUGAUUACUGGGAGAUGCUGAACUCAAUGGAUGAAUGGGAACGGACUAUACCGAUCGAGGCAUCUUCCAAUACAUAUUGGAUGGCUCCCAGUUGCUCUAGCGAUUGGUUCCUCUUGAAAGGCGUGGAAGCGAGAUUGCACUUACUCAGACCUCUAUGUGCUGAAGGCCAAAAAGCUGGAGCCGUUUUUGUUACUCAUUUGGCCAAGAAUGCUGCUAGAGGCUGUGACAUACAAAAACGGAUGCAUCAACAGGGACAACCAAUGUCAAACGCUUCAGCUCAUUCAGCUUUUAUCUGCGGUCUCGCCCUACUAUACGCUGUCUUUUUACAACCGAAAGUUCUACCUCUCAAAGACGUUUUUCAGGCCAUCAAAUCUACGUCUAAUACACUUUUUGCAUAUACACAACAUGCUCAUUCAGCUGAAGUUCUGUACGACGUAUUUGAGGAUCUAUCUUCGGCGUGUAUCGAGCAUGUCAGCAAGCACGAGACAAAGGAGGUCUCUAACAGUCAACAUGAUCCGUUACCUUCUGUAGAUGAAUGGCAGAAAGCCUCUUCCGAAGCGACGAGCAAUAUUGAUCCGACGAUUGCAGGAGAGUACGUCAACCUGUUACAAACGCUAGGUAUCACGAUGGGUGUGGAUCGCCCGGAUCAAGCCCCUUAUACAGAGCCUCUAUGGGACUUGGCCGCCUUUACUCCUGGGAAUUUGAUGACCUUCAAUGACAUUGAAUACAAUGGGCAAGCAACAAAUAUGGCUUAG